AUGUUGUGCCAUAACCCAACCACACCCAACCACACCAGGAACACCUCAUCAUCAACCAUGCAACGCCCAGCAGCAGCAGCAGCCCAUUCCGAGCCAGCGCCGUCGACGACCACCCAUCCUCCCUCGGUCCUGCCGCCCCUCGAACCUGGGACUGCCAUCGAACCACCCGCCUUCUCGAGACGGGGGCCGUGGAAAUGGACCGACUAUCUCGCCUGCUACUUGCCAUCCUAUGACGGCCCUCAUGAUGUGGGCACUCUCACUCUCGAACUGCCGCUCCCUGAGCCCUAUUCGAGAUACGAACUGGCGAGUCCGAUGCAGAGACACGAUGGCCGGCCGAUCCUAGAACUCCACCCGACACUGAUGACGAUCUUCUACCCGGUCCACAAGCGGCCUGUGGAGCCGUUCUGGCGGCGGGUCUUACCGAUUGGCCGGAUGCGCGGCGCGGAGCCUCGGUUGCGGUGGAUCACUCUGGCCCAGAUCCAGGGUUAUUUGCGGUUCGCAAGCAUCACCUCCUGGAAGCGCUGGUUGGCCAUCCCGCCGUUGCUGCUUGCCCUCGGAUCGACCAAGCUUCCGACCCGCGGAGGCGCGCCGAUUUGUCUCAAGAAGGAUGCCCCAGAGGAUGGCGGACGAAGGCCGUACAAGCUGGUGAUCUUCUCCCAUGGCCUGACGGGGAACCGGACGUGCUACUCCCAGCUCUGUGGUCGGCUGGCCGCACAGGGAUACGUGGUUGCCGCGGUCGAACAUCGGGACGGGACGAGCUCGCACAGCCUGGCAACUGCCCAGAUUGGCGGCAGGACGGUGGGAAAGUCGGUGGGAUAUGUGGAUAUGGUAGACGUCAGUCCGGACACCCGGCCAGACGACUAUCUGUUCGCACGCGCCCACCAGCUUGAGCUCCGGACCAUCGAACUCCUGGCCGCUGCCAAAUCUCUUGCCUCCCUCUCGCGCCCGACUCCCGGCUGGAAGGCCCUCCGAGACGCGAACCUCAGAGUGCGUGGUGUCCCCGGAUGGGCCGCUGAUGAUGGCGCACACUGGUCCGAUCAACAGUGGGAUCAGUUCGCCAGCGCGGUGGAUUGGGAUCGCGACGUCACCCUUGCUGGUCAUAGUUUCGGUGCUGCUAAUGUGAUUACAGCCGCACGACACCCCGAUCGACCGAAAGGAUGGAAGCGAUUUAUCCUCUAUGAUCCAUGGGUAGAGACCCUGUCCCAUUGCUCGGACAAGUUUGUACGUAGCUGGAACACCCCGCCCGGCGAAGGCCCGGUCCCAAAGGACUUCCCAUGCUUGAUCGUCAAUUCGCCCGGCUUUACAAUCUGGAAACAGCACUUCAAACGCCUCCAAGAACUCUUCAUCAUCGAUCGUAAUAAGUCCAAUCAGCUGUGCUUGUUUGCUACUCUCGGUGGGAUCAUCCAUAGCUCGUUCUCCGAUCUUCCUGUCUUGGUUGAAUGGCUUUGGAAGGUCACCAAGAAGCUGAAGCUGGAUUCCCAGAAAGCUAUUCAAAUCAUGACCGAUCUGACGAUUGAAUUUAUCGAAUAUGACGAUGCCCAGGUUACGGCUCAUGAAGAAGUCCCCCAGAAGGAAGACACAGCAGGGGGCUCAGAAGGAGAGAAGAGUCGAUUGGAGCGCUUUCUUGAUCUCCACAAGCCUGACCCUAACUACCGCAACCAUGAAGCCCACCACCAUCAAGACUCGCUAGAGUCUAUCCAGCCUGGAAAGCUCCUCGUUCAUUUCAAACGCUUCUUCUAG
Messenger RNA from Puccinia triticina, 1740 nucleotides. RefSeq lists its product as uncharacterized. Bases 1 to 1740 code for a protein of 579 amino acids. Lineage: Eukaryota; Fungi; Basidiomycota; Pucciniomycetes; Pucciniales; Pucciniaceae. The record is from RefSeq and is a predicted model, not a curated record. Gene Ontology annotation, molecular function: 1-alkyl-2-acetylglycerophosphocholine esterase activity. The transcript is spliced from 5 exons.